Molecule: messenger RNA, 528 nt
Organism: Arachis stenosperma
Lineage: Eukaryota; Viridiplantae; Streptophyta; Magnoliopsida; Fabales; Fabaceae
Product: putative homeobox-leucine zipper protein ATHB-51
Exons: 4
Coding region: 1-528 (175 amino acids)
Biological process (GO): positive regulation of DNA-templated transcription
Cellular component (GO): nucleus
Molecular function (GO): sequence-specific DNA binding; DNA-binding transcription factor activity, RNA polymerase II-specific
Source: RefSeq, a predicted model, not a curated record
AUGGAGCGGAGGGGAGGAAGUGAAGUGAAACAAGCAGCAUUGGUGGAGACACCACAAGAGUCGCUUCAUGCAAUGGCGGAAGUAAAGUACGCGGGCCACCGCGAGAAGAAGAAGCGGUUAACAAGCAGCCAGAUUGAGUCAUUGGAGAGAAGCUUUCAGGAGGAGAUAAAGUUGGACAGUGACAGGAAGAUAAAGCUUUCCAGGGAGCUUGGCCUCCAGCCUCGCCAAAUCGCGGUUUGGUUCCAGAAUAGGCGAACAAGGUGGAAGGCCAAGCAGCUUGAGCACUUGUACUUUGCCCUUAAACACGAAUUUGAUCACAUCUCCAAUGAGAAGCACAAGCUUCAAGAAGAGGUUAUGAUGUUGAAGGCAAGCCUAAGAGAGCAAGCAUUUAGAGCACAUGUAUCUGGUGUUUACACAGAAAUGUCUGGGGCAGAAACAAUUGUAGAUGGCUACAGCUGCUUUCUUGUGGAGGAUCAUCAUAACACUGUUCCACUGCCUCGAUGGGCCGUUGCACCAUAUUGUCCCUAA